This is a messenger RNA of Rattus norvegicus (Norway rat), 6723 nucleotides long. The record is from RefSeq and is a predicted model, not a curated record. NCBI's taxonomy places the organism in Eukaryota, Metazoa, Chordata, Mammalia, Rodentia, Muridae.
UGUCGAAACACGUAACUAUGCUUUUAUAAGGGUUGCAGUGAAGAGAUUGUCUUGAGUCUCAGAAGAGACUUUGAACUUUGAACAAUAGUCAGACUGUGAAAGUCUAUGGAGACUUUUAAGUUUGACUAAGUAUACAGUGGGUUAGCCUAAUGCUGCCUGUAUUCUAACCCUAAUUUGAGCCCCCUAUACUUGCUGUCACAAGAGAUGGCAUCUGCAGGAAAGACCUAAGAUGCUGAGUGACCCUGCACCCACACUACUUCUGAUGGGGAUAUAAAGGUGCUUAACAGUUUACGUUUCACAGGCCUGGGCUCCAAGAACGAACAUAAGGGAAGAGGAGUGGAGAACUCAGAGGGAGGAGCCGCCAUGAGUGAGGUGAGCUAUGUGAAUGUGGCCCUGAGGGCUGGUCAAUUGGAGUUAAGAGCAGCCCAGAUGAAAUAUAGUAAAUAGUAAUAAUAUCGAUAGGAAAGUAGAUUCAAACAGCAUGGAGGGCAGACCUCAUCUACCCAGCUCUUAUGUUAAUGCUUAUUAUAAAUAUAAACAUUGUGUAUUUCUCCCGGGAAUUCACAUACCAAAGGAGGGGUAGAAACAAAGGCCAGGAUUUAAAUAAUUUCCACAACAUGAGGGCAUUUUAUGAUAGAGCUGUAAGCCUAUGAAGGGACAAAGGGGAAUGUGGGGGUUUGAAUGAACUCCCAAAGGCUCAUCUGUCUGAAUGUUUACUUCCCAGUUGGUGGAACAGUUUGGGAAGGAUUAGGAGGUGUGUCACUGGGGGUGUUUUUGUGGUUUCAAAAGCCCACAGAAUGUGGACAAGCCCUUCCCUUGGAAUGAGGGGGUGGGGACAGAAGGUGAGCAGGCCUCUCUCGGUGGAUAGAGAGAAACAGAAAGUGGGCAAGACUGUCUUUGACAGGGUAUGCAGGUGGAAACAGAGCUAUGAAAAGCUGUGGAGGACAGAAGACCUGUGGAGGCUGAUAGAUGGAGGACAAGGAAGAGAGAUGGAGAAUAGGGAGAUUGGUGGUCCCCUCUUCCCAUUACCCCUCCCCCAAUCUCAGGGGCCCUUUGUGACAGGGACCCAGGAGCUCUGUGAUGUAGGCCUGGGAGCAGCUGCUAACACCCAGAGCGAACCAUCAGAGUUCAGUUGCCUGAGGGCAACAGUGUGAUUCAGUCAGAGAACCUUCUCUCCCUGAUGCAGCCUGAAGGAAUGACAAAUUAAAACAUUCGCUCAGGCAUCCAGUACAAGGCCACGCACUACCUUCACGGAGUGCCAGGCACUUGUAGGGCACGACGGUGCCAUGGAACUACCUUCACUUCCGUUUCCUCCAACCGAAUGGAUCAGCCUCAGCUUCACGACGUGGGCAAUGGACAUGAUCCUGGCCUUCGCCUGUGGACUGGGCCUCUUCCACCUGUGGAUACAUGUCUUCCCACUCACCUCACCCUCACCUGCAGAGGGCGCCUCCACCACCACCAAAAGGGUAAGACUGCCUUCCAUCCACACCAACACAGCCUUCUCUAUUAGGGCAACACUUUCCAAAUCCAAUAGGGAGGUGGCGGACAGGGCAUCUCAGCAGACGGGAACCACAUCCGCAUGAGAACUCACGGGUAGGACGGGGAGAGAGGGCUGCGUGAUAUCUGCUCUCAGACCUCCUAGAGCAGAAAGAAGCACUAUGUCUCAGUGGUCACGGAACUGUGGACCUGGGAUGGAUAGGCUCCACUAAGAAACGUUCUGAACACUGGUUCCUCUGUCCCCCUCCUCACAUUAAUGCUCACACAACAUUGUCUUGGUCAGCUGAGCUCAUGUGAAGAGGGUGAUGCACUCCUGGACAUAGGAUCAGGACUUGAGUCACAUCUGGCCUCAGGAAAUGACAAGGCAGUUCGGAGCUGAGCUUCAGCUUACUGAGGUGAAAGAACACUGACCAAUGACAUCCGUGGUGGGUCUCACGGAGACCGUCCACACUUGGGAUUUUCAAGGGAAAAGAAUACAGACUUACCCCUCAUCACAGGGGUGUGAAUGGGGCCGCAGGUGGUGUCUGUUAUCUCUGUCUAUUAGGUGGUGAAGAGGGACCACAACAAGGCCAGGAAGAAAAUCAGGACCUUGAAAGGUAGGCUCCUUCCUUCCCCUGGACAGGUGACUUCAUCUACCCUGUCCCCAAGGGAUGACACCAAAUGAGUUGCAGACCAUGCGGCUGUGGCUGCAUGGAAGGAAUCAGAAGUGAAGACAUUGCCGAGGUGCUGCGCUCAGAAUAAAGCCAGGGACGACCAUGGUUGGCUGCGGUCAGGAGGGUGGUGUGGGUCGGACCAGAAACAUGCUGCAUGCGUCUGCAGGCAAAUGGGUUACUUCACUUCUCUAAGACACUUUCCUCUUCCACUACACUGGACCUCCCUCCUCUCCACAGGGACAUUAUGAAGUCCAUGGAGCUCGGCGGAAAUGGAAGCCUCCGGUCUAUGGUCAGGUCCUAUCCCACAUGUGCCCAGCACUUAGUGCUUUGGGGCCUGUGUCCUCAUUCAGCAAAGCUUGAGCUCCUGUUUAGUUGAUCAUUUCCACAGAAGGGACAUUGCAUUCAGGCUCCCGUAGGCUCUCAGUUCUCUCCUUUACCCACAAUCACCCCAUCUGUAUUUCUAGCUUACAGAGGCUACAGCAGGAAGAGAGGGAAGGAUGACAGGGGACUGCUUUCGCUCCUGCAGAGCCUGCUUACUGACACCAUCAGCUUUUGCCAGCUCUUAAGAAGAGAUGCCUCGGCUCAAGGAUCCAGACCAGAAGCUGCCGAAGACCACCAGCCACCUAGGCAUUCCACAGAGCAGUCUAUGGCCAACUUGCCUCUAGUGGCCUCCUUCCCUCUGGUCAAGGAACACUUGCUGCACAAAGAUUCAACUUUGUCACCUACCCUGCUAAAUUCCCUUACUUGUAAGGAAUCACAAACACUUACAUGUGAUUCUACCCCACCAGUGACGACAAUGCCAAAAAUGCAUCCUUUACCACGACCAUGUGGCCCAACCUCCCCAUCCUGUCCUCAAGAUCCAGUGUUCUGCUCUCCAUCCGAGACAGACCAAAGCAUGACUCCUCCUCCUUCUCCUCCUCUUCCUCCUCCUCCUUUUCCUCUGAUCUCUCUUCCUCCUCCUCCUCCUCCUCUAUCCCUUCCUCCCUCUCUUCCUCCUCCUCUUUCCCUUCCUCCCUCUCUUCCUCCUCCUCCUCUUUCCCUUCCUCCCUCUCCUCCUCCUCCUCCUCUUCCUCCUCCUCCCCUUCCUCUUUUUCCUCCUCUUUCUCUUCCUCCUCCACCUCCUCCUCUUCCUCUUCCUCUUCCUUCUCCUCCUCCUCCUCCUCCUCCUCGAUGUGAGUGGAAAACACAACUAGUGACCUCACGAAGCACAUCUCCUCCAGCUUUGCCUUGUCCCAUGGCAAGCCCCCCAGGCCUUGAGCACUCAAACAUGUCUCCUUCAAGCUCUUCCUGGUACAAGGCGGCUGCCAGGACCUGGUGUCAUUCUAAGUGGUCACAGGAUGAGACCCUGCAAGAGGAUCUCCAUUUCAGCUUCCAAGAGGCCUCAUUGUGGACAGACCCUGGAUACAGGCAGCUAGAGGCUGGAGAACCCCCGUUCAUCAAGCCUGAUGUGCAGAAGAUACUGGAGCUGCAGAUUAGCAAGAGGGUAGAACUGAAGCUCUGGAAAGAGCAAGGAAGGGAGAGCUUUGACCACGCCUUGAGCUGUGUGGGUGAUAUGCUGCAGUCCUGGAGCAGCGAGCAGGCCAUCACCUGCAAGUCAGAGCAGCUCUCAGGUCUCCAUCAGCUCUUUUCCCCCAGGGUCUUCUGGAACAAGUCUCAGAAGGACUGCAGGCAGCUUUACUGGGGCCUCCCCUUUCUUCACAGUGAGUCCCUUAUGGCUACUGUCAGCAUGGUGGGCUCACCACUCGACUCCCCUGCCAUCUUUUUCAAUGAACUCUCUCCUUACAACUUAAGACAAGCUGAGAGGAAUGCAGCUCCACUGCUCUUCUCUCCAAAGCCCUUGCUUCAACACUUGGUCCCUUCCAAUCCUUUGACUACAAACGUGCCAUACCCCCGUUCGCCACCAGGGUCUGGAGUCAAAACCCUGUCCCCUGACCUAACCUCCCUCCCAAGCCUACAACCCAAUCCACCUCCAACUAGGGAUUCCAGGGCUUCCUGCCCCAUAGAUUCAAAAUCCCAACUUAUUUUCCCAGUUGCUGUUCAACACCUAGAUCAGCACCUUUUGAAGAAGAACCAAGAAAGUAGGAGCGAUUUACCUAGUGUAGUGAAAAUGUCACAGGAAGUCUCUCAUCAACUCAUUUCCACCAGUUUAGCUUCCCAGGGACAAGACUCUGUUCUCCACCUCCUGAAGGAUUUCACUGACCCCCAGCUCAAACAGCACCUAGAGCAACACUUAAAAACCAGGUUCUGGAAACAUGAGGACCAAAAGAUCCAGCUAUCUACUUAUCUCAUGAAGUCUGAGGACAAACUCCCAGGGAUGGGUCAUGCAGAAGAUAAUCGAGGGACUUCAUGUUCCUCAGCACUGGCAGGAAAAAGCAGCCCGCAUGCACAGAGGGUCUCAGCAAAAGGUCCAGAGAUACUCCAGACAGGGAAGGACCCAUGCUGCGAUCUGACAAACGGUCCAGGAAGACCUCUGAGAGAUACUGAUGGGAUCACAGAGGGAUCACUGGGCACAGUUCUAGACUCGAUCGCUGUGACAGAGGUGGAGAACUCUGUGAGACAGCCAAGAAGCAACUCAGCAGGUCCCCAGCCAGGAGGACCAGGAGAGCAGCAGCUACAAGACACACUGAGGAACCACUUCAGUGAGCACAGCCAUGACAAUGACAGUAUGGUGCCUGUGGGCACUUGCCCUGGAAUUCCGGGGGACCACAUGGUGGUCCGUCGUGAAAACUCAGAGACCCAUUUGGACAACUCAGAAAUUGAAAAACCAGAAACAAAUAUCAAAACGGAGAAGCAGAUGUCGUUGAAUGAUGGGUCCAACUUCAAAGAUACUUCUCCUGGGCUUCCCUUGCUAGAUCCUGACGUCCAGCAGGUGCUGGAAACUCAUCUUUCAAGACGCCUGGUGAGGCACAGAUGGAUCUUGCCCCUCAGAGGCCUCAGGGCCCUACAACUCUUCAAGGUGAACAAGGCUGUAGCUUUGUCACUUCCACAACCCCCAAGUCCCUCUCAGACAUCUUUGAAAUCUAGGGAUGACUCUGUUACAAAAAUUGCUGCUGUCCUGGGAGACCCUUUCCAGAAAGGUUCAGAAGGAGAUCUGAAAAGAAAAACAGUUUUCCAGAGUCAAACCCCUCCCUCUGCCCUCAACCUUGAAUUUCCAAGUGGAACUCGUCCUAGUGACAAAUUAUGCCCCUCUGAGUCCCCUUCAAAUGUCCAGAAGAGCAGAGUGGCUUCCUUGUACAGGACACGCAGCCUUGUAGUCAGAGACCGGCACAGCGACACAGUUCUAGGACCUCGGAAUGACAACCCAGUGCCAGGUCCAAACCUACUCAAGAGUGACCAUGCCUCACAGGAGAGUGAGGGUGCAGAUUUAGACCUCUCCCAUGGGCUGUCAGUUCAGGGGACCAUUGUAGACGCCUGCCCAACAACUAGCAGAGAUAAAAGGGAGCUGGAGGAGGAGGGGUCCUGUGACUGGGCUCUCAAUGCAGAAGCCAGGGAAGUGUCACCCACUCAGAGUAAAGAACAUCUGAAAGGUAUAGAAUCCCUGAAAGUCAAUGAAAAACAGUCCCCUUCCAGAGCCAUUUCCAAGGAGCCAGAAGAUUCUGUUACUGCUGUCUUCCUGCAGGACUGUAGCACUGGCAUGAUCUUUCAAGACUGUGGCCCAGAGGUCCUGCUGGAGGCAGAUCUCCUAGCCUCUCAGGCCUCACAGUCAGGCUUCAGGACUAGGUCCACUACCAGCAAAACAUCCUCCAGGGACAUGUACCCUUACUUUUCAAGAGGAGGGAAUGUGCCCAAGAAUAUUAAAUCUGAAGAACCAUGGACUAGCCAUAUCUAUGAUCUAACUAAAUACAAAGAGGGCUUUAGGGGCCCCAGGCAAGAUAGACACCUUUCACAGACAAGACCUGCCCAAGCCUGCUGGUCAGAUACUCGUGAAAACAAUUCCUCCCCUCUACCAGAAAAAAAAAUUGGGGACAGGAUAAAAAGUUUUAUGACACACAUUAUGUCAAGUAAAAGUAAAGUGCAGGAGAACUUCCUGCACAAACACAAGGCCUCAUCAGUCACUUCCCUAAGUCAAGGCUCAGUCAUGAGAAGGGUGUUUCUGCCCCCACAGGUAGCUGAGGCUCAGGACUUCACGAUCUCGGUCAGGCCUAUUCUACAGGAGAAAGUGGGGGUUGGCCAUGCCAGGACAGCCUCAAAGAAAAGUUUGCACAAAGACCCACCCCAGGCUCCUAUGGGCAGGCAUGUCUGCCUCCACAGGACUGCCACUGCAGAAAGACACGAAACACAAGGAAACACUCCCAAGGUACACAGCCAACCUUCCACAGACAAAUGGAUGGACUACACCUGCCAGGCCCAGCUGCUCAGAGAGUCUGUGAUCAGAACUCAAGCCUGUCAGCACAGGUUACAGCCACCAUGUUUCUCAGGCACCCCGGUCUACUCUCCGUGGCACUGCCUGUGCAGAAGUGAGCUGUCUAGAAAAGCAAAAGCUUUUCUACACCUAUCGGGAUAGGAAAUUUCCCCAUGAAAAACUAGUCUUUUCAAAAACAAAAACAAAAAAAAAAGAAAAAAGAAAACAAAA